Messenger RNA from Arthroderma uncinatum, 282 nucleotides. RefSeq names its product Mrsp1. The coding region runs from base 1 to 282 and encodes 93 amino acids. NCBI's taxonomy places the organism in Eukaryota, Fungi, Ascomycota, Eurotiomycetes, Onygenales, Arthrodermataceae. The record is from RefSeq and is a predicted model, not a curated record. The transcript is spliced from 3 exons.
AUGAUUGUCAAGGUAUUUUAUGUUACCUUCUUCCUCGCCGUCUUUGGCGCCGUCUUUGGCCUUCCCAGGGGGGUGUCCACCUCAGAGGAAGCCCAUAUAACCAAGCGGGAGUCGCGUAUCAUCGCAAAGAACACAAGCACCGGGAAGACCAUCCGGGUUACAAUUGCUGAUACUUGUGAUGCCUGUGGACCAAAUGAUGUUGACUUCGCCCUUGGUCCCUGGAAGGAGCUUACCAACAACGCUGCCCCCGGAGUUUUUACUGUCACUUGGCAUUGGGCUUAA